GUUUCGUAGCCAUUGGUUUAGGGGAUGACUUUGACGAGUAUUUCGGGGAUUUGGACGCCUAUUGUGAGCUAUUAUAGCGUUUGCCAUAUUUAUUGAGGCGUUUAUGGUAUUUACGGACUGUUUUUGUAUGCAUUGAACGGCAGUACAGAGACAACACAUACACAGCGAUAGACAGCACUCACUGAAUGUUACUUUCAUUUAUGGUUUCGUUUAGUCUCUCGUUUUCAAACACCACUUAUUAAAUCACUAUUUAAUCGUCGAUUCAAUCAAUUAAUUAGUCGUUUCUCACUCUCUCGUGUGCUAUCAUAAUGUCCACAACGAGUGUAUCACUGGUUUUGCUGGCGUUUGCGUUGAUCCAUAAUCUUAAUGUAAAUCUCGUUGAUAUCACAGUCGAGACAAAGACCUGGCUGAAGUGUAUGUGUCGUGUAAAUGGCAAAGACUAUUUCCAAUUCAGGGAAAGGGGAGAUCUGUGCACUGCUCAGACGGCUGUCCAACAGUCCCAGACCACCGCCAAUCCUGCAGUCAAUAUUACGCCCUCAGCGGCACCCAUAGUCAGCACCAGCGCCGUCCCCGCCAAUGCACCCAAAAGCGAGCCAAACGCCAGCCCCACGACAACUAUUGCUCCGGUGUCCACUACGGUGACGCCUGUGACACCCCCUCCCAUACCCAAACCGGAGCAGUGGAACGGGAACGUCACGGAAGGCAACAUGACCUGCAUUCAGGCACAGUUCGCCAUACAAGUGGUCGUCAAAUAUAACGAUACAAACGGCAAGGAAUUGGAGGGCGGGUUCGUCAUACCCAAGAACGCCACUGUCAGCGGCAACUGCGUCGGACAGACUGACCCCUUGGAAGUGAUGAUCAUUAAGUUCACGAAUGUGGGCAACACUUCGGCCACUUUGACGCUUAAGUUCAACCAAACUGAGGGCAAUAAAACGUUUUACGUGACGGACGUGGAGUUGUCGUUCAAUUUGACGAGAGAGCUGUUCCCCGACUUUGUUGACACAAAGCUCUACAACACGACUGUGAAGGCUUCAAACCCAAGCGCCGACCUAUUCAGUGUGGCCUCAGCUCACGCGUACACCUGCGCCACUCAGUCCGUACAGCUCGAGACACUGCCCGCGGGGGUCAAAGAGAUUCAAAUCGACUUCACGUCGUCCAAAGUGGCCGCUUUUAUGGACCAUACGAAAGGACAGUGGGAUUCCGGAGGCUUUAGUCACUACACCACGGAUAUCGACAGCCGCGCCGCGACCGCCCUGACCACCAGUAUCACAACUAGCGCAUGA
This is a messenger RNA of Oppiella nova, 1283 nucleotides long. The record is from the annotation of a GenBank genome assembly. NCBI's taxonomy places the organism in Eukaryota, Metazoa, Arthropoda, Arachnida, Sarcoptiformes, Oppiidae.